GCGAAAUACAACGCGGAAGAUUAAUAUGGUCCUCAACUUUUAUUCACGUAUCCAUCCCUCCUCCCAGUAUCUCUUCGGUCUAAUAUGCUUCUGCUGUUUCGUCCCAUAAUGUUAGAAGAGUAAAAGGAAAACGAGGCUACCGAAAUGCAUGAUCAUAGUAAAGAGCACACUGCGCUGGCGCUUUGGCUCAAGGUCUGCUUUCGCAGGUUUAGGCUAGCGCUCAAGGCCGAUCGAACUUAUAAGUUCGUGCAUAUAUUUUUUGAGCUUAUGCUCCUUUUCUGCGCAUGAGGUAAGGUGUUCCGGGCGAUCUUCAUUAUAAAGAGCACACUGUGGCGGUUGCACUCCGAAGAUUGAUUGAUUGAUUGAUUGAUUGAUUGAUUGAUUGAUUGAUUGACUGCUUGCGAUGGGGUAACUUGAGGUGAGAAUAAAGGUGGCACCCUCUGGUGUCUAAAAAGAGAAGAAGACGAUCGACAUCCGGGCUUGGUGUCGGGAGGUCUGAUACGAGUAUCCAACUCCUUUUCGCGGCUUCUCUUACCUUACAUUUAUGGAAAAGCAUUGAGGAGGACACGAACUAACUCUUGUAAAAAAGAAGCACGUGGUCGUUCGUAGCAAUUAUAUAAUUGCAAUUGCAAUUAUAUAAGGGUUUAGGGUUUAUAAUAAUAUUGAUUAUAUAAGAUAUUUAUAAUAAUAUCUGAAACUCUUGUUGUUUGUGCACGUUCACUUUGCAGCAGGACUAGAUGAGUUACACGUAUCUUAUAGAUACAUCGAAACAUUUUUCUAAUCCGAUUGGCUAUUUCUCAACAGACAAGGAGACGGCACGCCUCUCACUUCAGCUAGUAGGGAUUUGAUGCUUCUGCGGCUUUUCAAAUUCAAUUAAGGGUUCCCACGAGAUCGCUUCUUUCAUAUUAAGCAUGAUCUUUGGCCUAUUUUGUUCAAGUAGACUGUGCCUGCGUGAAGAAAAGAUCCUUGGCCUAUUUGAUGUUUCAAGUAGAAAAUGAAAGUAGUGCCUCAGCAGGGAUGUAGUGCGCGUCAUGCUCUAUCGAAUGAAAGAGCGCAUCGAAGUCACUAUAGCAAGAGUGCGUUUAACUAAUAAUGUAGGCUCUAACUGGGGAGUGCCGUAAGCUUCUCAACAUCAUCAUCAAGAUCGUGAAAGUCAACGGUUUACACUCACUGGAUAUUACAAGUGUUUUAAUCUAAUUUAGGAACCAAGUCGUGCGUUCUAUUUGUAGGCUCUAACUCAGUGUAAACGCAGAGAAGAACGCGGAACGAACUGCCGUCGAGAACCCACAGCGCUUAGACGCUGGAGGGGAACAUUGGGGUGGGAUGUCAGGCGUCUCAUCAGCAGCUGAUUAUGAGGACGACUGCUUCAAUGCGAUCUGACUGAAUUCACAACUAAAGAACUGCCUGAAUUGCACUGAUAGAAGAUCUUAGACCUUUUUUCAAAGAGGCGGCUCAUGAUCUCUAGUAGAGGUUUACUAUUAUUUUGUUGGUAAAUCGUUUGCUAUAUCCGAGCCAGAAGUCCUGGCGAGUCGUCUCAACUUUUCCCUCUGAGAUCAUAACUUCAUUCUGAAGUAGAAGAUUGUUUUUUCAAAAUUUAACUACCGAACACUGGAGACCACGUCCACGACCUCUUCAUCACAAGGAGAUUACUCUCUAAUCCAAGGACGCGGAAGACGUCGUGGACCAGGUGAUACGGCUGUCUCAAUCGCUCAAGCGCAGAACCCACGAGGAAAGGAGGAACGCAGAAAGGAGAAAUGCCGCUAAUCGCACUAAGGAUGAUGUUUUCUCCCUGCUUCAGUUAAAGGAAGGUCAUCCUGGCAGCACUCUUUUUUGGAACGGGGAAAGAAACUGCCAGAAUGGUCUGCAUCUAGAGGCCCUUGCGACCGUCCUGGCUCUUAAGACCGUGUAAGGGGGAGUAAUACCUCCUGCCAGGAUGGUCUGCAUCUAGAGGGGAGAAAAAACGCCGUUCAUACAUAGACGUGCCACGUCUGAACAGCACAGACUGGAGGAGGAACGGCAGAGGCAACCUACUAUUCCAGAGGGGCACGCCGCUACAGAGGACCACGAUGAUGGAAAUGGUGAUGCUGGGCACGAAGUAGAACAUGAGGAAGACAGGGAAUAUGAUAGAAGAGGACGCGAGCAAGAUCAAGAAGCUAUGAUGUGCAGGUGAAGGAAAUGUAGAGGCUUAUCUAGUACUGCCAUAGAUACCAAGAAUGGCUGGAGUUUAGAAGUAGGAGCACUGUUAUUAGUGUCUAAAACUGAUGAAUGCACACUGGAAAAGAAAAGCUUAAGUACCACAUGAAGCACAUCGCAUAAGCUUGUUUAUCAGUAGGGCCGUUACGGACUGAAGAUCUUCAACAUACUAUAAUCGUGGAUGGUCGGACUGAAUAUACCCAAACGAAACUAGUAGAAAUAAUGGCUUUAUUAGUUUUAGUAGCAACGAACUAUGGUCAUGGUCAUGGUGGUGAGAUGAGACUGCUCUAUAAUAAUAUAGAUUCAACAUAUUUGGCGUCUUUCUAAUCCCCGUGACGGGACCGAUCAGAUGCAGGAGGAAGAGGAAGAAGAGCAAGAGGACAGGACAGAUAGGACGCGAAGGGGAUCGAGCUCUGGUCAUGUUAAGGCGUCUCUUGUUGAUAUCGACUAACUAACCGAAAAGGAGAAAUGCGCGAGUUAAUGACUGAAAAAGAAGAGUCGCUACUCCAUUCCUCCUCUUUCAGUAUGUCGCCUAUUUUAAGUAGUUACUUGCUUAUUUCAGUUUAUCGGGUACCAGAAUGGCUAUGGACUCCACGGCGACCCCUUCAUGGUUCUACUGAGCUUUUUCCGUGUGUUGUCCUCUACUUCUUGAAUUAGUUAUAACAACCAGAAGAGCUUCAGCUUCUCCUUACCCGCCCCUGAGGGAGGUAACUAUAAUGCGGAUCACACCUAAACGACCAAGCAGGCCAACUGCCUAUCUUGGUUUUCUUGAAAUAUUCUGAAGAGAGAUCGAUGCCUUUAGAAAAGGAACCAUCUCUCAAACAUCACCCGUCUCUUGACAGACAGGAGCUUGACGACCGUUCUUACAACAUCACAGACUGCGGAUACCUCCAAUCAUAGUUCCUCUUCUAAUCAUAGUUCCCCUUCUAAACUAUCAGAGACUGCAUCUAAUCAUGGUUCCUCUUCUCUACGACGGGAUCAGGCGAAAAGGCACAAAGGCUAUCGUAGUCGGUCUAGGCGUGAGCAGGACUCAGGCCAAGGUUGGGGAUGCGGUGUUUCCCCGUUAUGUUGUGUUCACGUGAUCAUUUGGUCGCGAGCGCUUCCAUUUGUGAGAAGAUGGCUCCUUAGAUAUAGUGUAAUGGGAUUGAUCAGUAUUACUCAAAAAAAAAUAUCAAGCUCAUGAUCAGCCGCAUCCCGUUUGGCUCCUUUCUCUUCCUGCGCUCCUUUCUCGUUACUUUGUAACUACUUGGAAGAGCAACCCCUCUUUUUCUCCUUGUAUCUAUCAGGGCUCAACGCAAUAACUCACCUUCUGCGUACAUAGUUUCAGAAUCCAGAGAGGUCACUGAGCCGUCUACUGAGUUUUUGUGAGCCACUUUUCAUACCCAUCUGCUUGUGUUUACGAGCCACUGACUGCCGUACACGAAGCUCCUCCAGAAAGUGAGGUGGACAGCAAUGUUAAGGCUUCCCCUGGUCCAUGCAUCUUCAGAAGCAUAGGAAGUUACAUCUACGAAAGUUCCAGGAGUAGAAAUCUAUUGUAUCAAGUGUAAGAAGAACCAUAGGAGGCAAUAGGAGAUAAUGCGAGGUAUAUUGCAUGAAGUUCCACGAGUCACGAACAUUAAAAAGAAGUCCUAGUUAUGGUAGCAGCUGUGUGUCCUAUAUACGGUAAGCGAGACAAGUAUCAGGAUGCACCUCAAGCAUCGGGACAGCGUUGCGCUCUAACAACGAUGGCGGAGCCAGAAGUAUUGCUUCUUGGGCUGAUUCGUCCGUAGCGGACUCCUCGCUGUGUGGAUCAUCAGCAGGGCCCUCUACUAUUUAAGGUUAGGUAUCUUUUACUGUAAUUAACUGGCUAGGUAGUUUCAAUAAUUACUAAUUAAUUGCAAUUGCUAAAAAUUAACUAUUAUUUAACAGGCUAUUCUAUAGAAGCGCUAAGAGUAGCGCUCGCAGAGGCGGACCACUCAAGAUUCAGUUUAGUACUAGUCCCAUUCUGAAUGUAGCUCUAUCCUGAGCUUAGGCUCUUAGGCUGCAAACUGAACCACACUCGUCGAGAGGCCCAAGCUCGGGCUUCAAAAUCAAUGACACAUUAGAAAAGGUAGACUAAAUCAUGAAGACAGUGAUCAAAUGAUCGAUGAAGUCGUUACUUAGAAGAUGGCCACUCCAUAAGUUCUAUCGGAUAUUGCUGUACUAACUACUCUGUAAUGUUCUAUAAGUACAUCGGUUAAUGCUGUGGUGGUUAUGUUGAACCGCGACAGGGACACACACAUGGCAUAGCUCUAAGCUUGCCUCAGUACUGUAGGUUCUGGCAUAGCCAGACUUGCCCGGAGGUCCGUGUAUAAGGAGCAAAGACCCGAAGGGCACCAUCCAGGCGACGGAAAAGGGGGAGACUUAAGACGCGAAAUAGUCCUCCAUCCACGUGAUGGCAAGACAAUUCAUCUGCAAGUGCCAUUUCUCGUUGUUUCCUUCUGAGGAACCGCGACAUCGAGAUAUUAAUGGAACUAGACCCGCUUCCAGUCUACACUUAGUUCAAAAUACGUACGCUUAGGUACUGGUGUACUUCAAUUCAUCCUACUUCCCAGGACAUUGAUGAUAAAGUCUUAUCCAUAGAAAUGUCUGUUUCUGUGUUUGAGCGCUAAGAGAUCAUGGUCGAGCAGCAAGUAGUAGUAGCCGCCAGUGUAGUCAAGAUCGGGGAGACGAAAACCUCCGUAGAGGGGAGAGAGCAGAGAGAAGUGGUAGAGUUAAGUUUCUUCUGUUUCCUCCAUCUACUUAGGACAACUGCAGUUCUGCAGAAAUAUCUCCUUUACGCUCAUGGACCCGCACGUUGUUCUCUACGAGGUCGAAAGAUUAGGUUAUUGAUCAAGAGUCCUUCACCUUCUGGGGAACAAUAGUUAUUAUUCAAUUGUUUUCAAUUGUUUGGUCUUGCUAAUAGCUCAGAGUGGCAAUCUGAGACGCUCUAAUUAACGAUCAUCGUCUCCUGAUAGGGACACCGAUUCGCGUAACACCCGUGAAGUGAAGAAAUUGAGCAAGCUCCUGCACAAAUUCCAGAGACAGCUCUCAAACGCAAAGAAAGAGAGAUCUCCUUCGCCGCGACGUAGUCAUCCUAUGUUUAAGGCGAGGGAGGAGCGUCCUCUCUGUCUGUUUUAGUGCUUAGUAUGUACAGUUUCAAGAGCGUCUCUGUCUCUUUUAGUGCUCCUUGCUAAGGAGAUCUUAGUUCUUUCAAAUAGAUGCUGACACACUGUAUUUUUUGAAACUAAGUACAACCAUGUACAGUUCCAAAUAAUAGACCAUGUACAGCUACAUUGUUAGAAGCUAGUGCUAUUUUAUCUCGCCAGUGGUAGAGAAUGUUGACCACCAGAGGCGCACGAUGAUGAAAUAGAUAGGCACGACUUGCCGGGAGUUCAGGAUGACUACUUGUCACCUACAUCCCAUACUUCUAAGGAAUUUCUAGGUACAUCUUCUGCGCAUAGUUCUUGUUCUAGUGGAUUUAUAAGUAAAUUUGACAAAAGAAUACCUCUAAAACAGCUAAGGCACUACUCCAGAUGUCCAUCAGUCAGAACCUCUCAAACGUUGAUAAGCAUGCCGAGUCAACGUCUUCACCUAAGUGUUGAUUCGACAAGACUUCUGCAUCAGAAUCUCUCUAACAAAACAUGGUCACCAAGUUGUUCGAGUGCGAAUAAGUAGUAAGGUCGACUCUACUAUUAGCGAAGAACAUCUUCGCGACCUCUCUAUCUCUAAGAACUACAAAUACAGUGGCCAUAUACGGGAUGCUGACUCUGGUUAUGGCGGUAGCGAUGGGAGCAGUGCUUCGGGCUCGGCGUGUG
Amoebophrya sp. A25 is the source of this 6008-nucleotide messenger RNA. The record is from the annotation of a GenBank genome assembly. NCBI's taxonomy places the organism in Eukaryota, Dinophyceae, Syndiniales, Amoebophryaceae.